AAAUUUAGCGAACGGCACAUGAAACAUUUAAAAGUGUUUUGGGAGAGCAAAUAAUACUAGAAAUCAAAGAUAAAACCUACAAGGAAAUAGUUUGUGCAUUUCACAGCUGACAUUAUACUAUUUUGGCAGCAAAAUGAGGUACUACGGAGAGAGUGAGACCAGGGAUAGCGCAACGGCAACUUUUGAGGGAAGCCACCAAAACAAUUGACUAUCACUUUUCCAAGUUCAAUUGCUGCUGCUGCUGCUGACCAACAAGUCAGAAAUGGGACCAUUCCCGCGUUCGGUCACGAAUCUCACGAUUUUCAAGUUUCGCGGUCUUACUGAGCUGGAGUCGUGCUGUACUUUGAUUCACCAGUCAAGGGAGAGGUCGACAAGAGAAUUUUUAAUUGUGGCUUUUCAAUUGAUUGCAUCAGCACCUGUACAUUUCUACGGAGGGGGGAUCCAGCGUGGUUGAUACGAUUAAAGGAUACCCAACCAAAAGAGUUUUAUUAGGGCGUGACUCGGUCGUGAUGGUUAGAGGGAUGAUUUUGGGAAACUUUCUCGCUCUAUUCCAUUUUGCUUCCUUUUUUUUCUAUCAUCGUGAGCACAUGCGUACGGCAAACACGCACCUGCCAUCCAGUCGGCGGUGGCCCUGCAUUAUAUACGUCUGUCUGAGCAACAAUAUCGGGCCGCAAGUCGGCUGGGCGGGGAGGAGGAACACAUCAUCACACGCUCGCGUUGCAAGAAGAGAAAGGGAAAGGCCAACAAGCCGUGGACAAUUGCGCCCUUUUGGAAUAUAUAGGCUAUCGUUCUUAUAACUGUGUUUUUUCGUGGGGGAGUUGACUAAGGUGGGAAAAUAAAGAAGAAGGAGAAAGACAAAAGACUGGCAACAUCAUCAAGCCCAAGAGAGAGCAAAGGUAUGGUAUACGUGUGCGUGGGUUGCCUAGGUAGCAGGGGCCCUUUUUAGUUAUACUGCCUGUUGUAUGCUGUACGUACGCUUAUUAUUGCCGCAUGGAAAAAAAGGAGGCGGUAUUAUAUUUUUAUGAACGAUGAGGAGGAUAUAUAGAAGCGGCCCAGACCGCCUAUAUAAGUCGGACCCGGUUUGAGCAAUUCAGUACAGUUGACUUCUACCUCCUUUGGAAGUAAAGCUGUAGCUUUGCUUUAUCUCAUACAAGCACAGAAACAUCAUGAAGAUUUUCUUGAUUUGCCUCGCCUUGAUGGCCACCGCCGUAUUGGCCGCUGACGACAAAGUGGCUUCUCCCGUCGUUAGACGACGUGUCCCAUCAACAGUCUCCGAAGUGGCACCUCCAGUCUAUCGUCGCCGAGUCCAAACGAUCAUCUCCGAGGAGACACCCAUCGUCCGCCGCCGUGUCCAAUCGGCUCGUUAUGUUCCUAAACCCUAUCAAGAGCCCAAGGUGGAUUAUCCUAAACCAGCUCCAGCUGAGGCUGUUUACCCCAAACCAGCUACUCCUUACCAGGAGCCAGAAGAUUACAAACCAGCUCCUCCCGCUUAUGCUCCACCUAAGCCACAGGAGCCAGAAUACAAGGAGAGCCCUUAUCAGCCUCAGCCCAAGCCCGUCUACCGACCUCGUCAGCCUGUCUACCAAGAGCAAUCAGAGCCCCAAUAUCCUCGUCCGGCUGCCAAGAAACAACCUGCAUACAAGCCCGCUGCACCUGCCCCAUACAAGGCCACCGCUGAACCUGCCGCAUACAAACCAUCACCUUACGAAGAGGAGCAAAAGGAGGUGCCCAGGGAGCCAUACAACUUUGGUUAUGCCAUCAAGGAUGAGUACGAUGAUUACGGUCGUCAUGAGGAGAGCGAUGGCAAGGUGGUGACCGGAUCUUACCACGUAGUCCUUCCCGAUGGUCGCAAACAAAUCGUUAAGUACAGGGCUGAUCCUCACACCGGAUUCACAGCGGAUGUCACCUACGAAGGAGAGGCUGUUUACCCCGAAUACAUCGAGCCAACCCAAUCACCUUACAAAUCUUCGCCUGCCUACAAACCUGCACCUGCCUAUAAAGCUGAGCCUGCUUACAAACCGGAGCCUGCCUAUAAACCUGCCUAUAAACCAGAGCCUUCCUACAGGCCAGAGCCUGCCUACAAGCCAGAGCCCUCCUAUAAAGCUGAACCUGCUUACAAGCCAGAGCCUUCCUACCAGCCAGAGCCUGUCUACAGAGCUGAGCCUGCCUAUAAAGCUGAGCCUGCCUACCCCAAAGAGCAGCCAGAAUACAGACCUAGACCGAGCUAUGAAAAGGAACCCGAAUAUACCGCAGAAGAGCCUGCUUAUCCUAGACCCGUCAAGCCAUCGCCCAAACAGCCCGCAUAUCCUAGACCAUCUCCCCCUAGCAAACCUGCCUAUGCUGAGCCAGUAGCCCCACCAAAGCCAGUAUACAGAGAACCAGUCAAUUACCCUGAACCUUCUUACCAAGCCGAGCCCGUCUAUUCAAGGCCUCCAUACCCUAAACAGCAGCCCCCAGUUUACAAACCCGAACCCAAGCCAGAACCUACUACACCAGAGCCUACUACUCCGGAGCCCGUACCUGAAACCACAACGGCGGAAUACAAAACCACUACUCCUGCCCCAACCACAACUACACCAACCCCCACAACAACUACUACUACUCCGAAGCCAAGCUAUCCGGAGCCCAGCUACCCCGAGCCCAGCUAUCCGGAGCCAUCCUACCCCGAACCUCCUUCCUACCCUCAUGCCAGGCCAGGCCCCCCUUCAUACAGGCCAUCUCCUUAUCCUGAACCAGCUUAUCCUCGUCCUCCUUACCCACAGCCAGUCUACGAAGGAAGACCACCUUAUCCUUAUCCGGCCGAAGAGCGUCGUUCCUACCCUGAACCUUCCUUCCCAGUCUACAGGCCCGUCUACCACCGUCAGGAGCAAGUCGAAGGAGCCCCGAGACCUCAGCAGUACGUACCAGCGUAAUAACACAAAGCUACUAAGCCAUUUAUUAACACCCCCAAAAAACAGAUGAUUUACGUUAAUAGAUUUUAAACAAUCAACUAUCAGAAUCGUGAUGAAUGAGCAUUUCAUCGCCUUUUAGUUAUUAUGUAAUAAGAAAGUGCUUCCUCAUUUGUAUUCAUGUGCCUCGAUAUUGAAUCAAUAAAAAAUGUCUAUCUUUUCUUUUAA
Molecule: messenger RNA, 3116 nt
Organism: Daphnia pulex (common water flea)
Lineage: Eukaryota; Metazoa; Arthropoda; Branchiopoda; Diplostraca; Daphniidae
Product: adhesive plaque matrix protein-like
Exons: 5
Coding region: 1167-2912 (581 amino acids)
Source: RefSeq, a predicted model, not a curated record